Actinia tenebrosa (Australian red waratah sea anemone) is the source of this 5006-nucleotide messenger RNA. RefSeq lists its product as uncharacterized. The record is from RefSeq and is a predicted model, not a curated record. Gene Ontology annotation, molecular function: calcium ion binding. Lineage: Eukaryota; Metazoa; Cnidaria; Anthozoa; Actiniaria; Actiniidae.
AUGGCACCAAUNAAUAAUAAUGGCACCAAUAAUAAUGGCACCAAUAAUAAUGGCACCAAUAAUAAUGGCACCAAUAAUAAUGGCACCAAUAAUAAUGGCACCAAUAACAAUGGCACCAAUAAUAACGGCACCGAUAAUAAUGGCCCCAAUAAUAAUGGAACUAAUAAUAAUGGCACAAAUAAUAAUGGCACCAAUAACAAUGGCACCAAUAGCAAUGGUACCAAUAACAAUGGCCCCAAUAAUAACGGCACCGAUAAUAAUGGUCCCGAUAAUAAUGGCACUAAUAAUAAUGGCACCAAUAACAAUGGCACCAAUAACAAUGGCACCAAUAACAAUGGCACCAAUAACAAUGGCACCAAUAACAAUGGCACCAAUAACAAUGGNAAUAACAAUGGCACCAAUAACAAUGGCACCAAUAACAAUGGCACCAAUAACAAUGGCACCAAUAACAAUGGCACCAAUAACAAUGGCACCAAUAAUAAUGGCUCUAAUAACAAUGGCACCAAUAAUAAUGGCACCAAUAAUAAUGACACUAUUAACAAUGGCACCAAUAAUAAUGGCACCAAUAAUUAUGAAAUUACCGAAUUGGUUCUUUACGUUAAUGGUUCGUCUAAAUAUGGUCCUUUGCGGUUCCCAAACACGACCAUCGACAUCAAAAUCGACAGAAUGUUCAAAAACAAUUGCAAGCUUUUCAGAGAGACAUCUGAUAGUGGAGUUCACAUAUUAAGUACGACGAACAAGGAAACGAAGCUAGGGAACUUCUUUGUAUUUGCACCUGAUUCUGGUCACUUUUUGGACGUACGUUUGUCGUCUAAAGAAUCGUACGGUACGCUGUCCGCCAAUGCGCGCUUGUUCGGAGAAGUUAUUCCAGUUUCGAUAAAAAUUCAAAACAGCUCUUUAAGAUUCUCCACUGGGGUUAAUGUUUUUCAGGAAUUUCCAGCGGUUGUGAACGUUUCUGGUAAACUGGAGGCUUGGGAGAAAUUGUCGUUAAGGAUUCGUGGUUUUUUUGAUAAUAAUUCAGGAGAAAAAGCGUCGUUGCUGUCUGCGAUUGAAACAGCCACGAACGAGUACAUACAAAUUAUUGUGACUCAAGUUGGUAAAAGAAUGGCUGUUACUCAAAAAGCUCAGAAUUUGGCUGAAUCAAGAGCAAACAAAACAAAACUCCUCCUAGAUACAGCAGAAUUGCGGUUGCAAGACGCUAAUGCAUUGUAUUUGGACGCUGUCAGGAAUCUUAGUGCGUCGACCAACACAUACACGGAGGCAAGGCGACAGUUGUACGUCAAUAAAAGUACUGAAUUCAACGAUACCGUCAAGAUCCUUGAAAAACUGUGUGCAAUCAAUGAAUGUCCCUUUGAAUGUGUGCCAGGUACUAUGUGCUCCAUGUGUAAUACGAACAUCACUGGUAAAAUACGUAAUCUCUGUCAAGGGGCAUGUUAUCGUUCUGUCAUAGAGAGAACAGCACCGUUUGGGGUUUGGAAAGACUGCAAGAAAAAUGUCUGCAAAAAUAUCACCGCGCAACGAGACAAAAUGCAGAAACAGUCGUCUAUUAAAUGUGGUUUUACAUCGGGUUUUGGAGUCUUUCUUUCUAAUUUAGAAAAAAGAAGCAAAAGCAUUAAAGGUCUCUCGCCGUCCGUUGUCCCAGAGUGGAUGUCGCUGCGAAUGAAGAAUGUCUUAAAAUACUAUCUGGCAACAGGAAGCAUGAGAAAGGCUGAAAAAAUGGCAGACGAUAGCUUGUCCGAACCUUCAGCGUACAGCAACAGAAUGGCCUCUCAAAAUACAAUGAAAUGUCGUAGUGAGAGUGUGAAGUAUUGGCAAUGUAGUACGAUAUCUUCUUCGUGCUAUACCGACAGCUUUAACUUCCAGUACAAGAAUGCUGUAUAUCCAUGCGAAACUUCGUGCGAAACCAAAACUCAGACAGAAUCCAUAUCGACUCCAUGCUGCAAAAGAACGACCUGUGUCACUAGAGUCAAGAACAUGGCUUGCAGGAAAGGGAAUGUAUUUUGUCGAAUAAUUAGAAAUACUGCCAUUGAAAAACUUUCCCAAGCAAAACAGCUACUUGUUCAGCCCUACAAGAGGCUCUUAGACUUGCAAAGUAAUAUUUACAAGGCUGAGAUUGAGGUAGAGAGAAGAAAAACGAAUCUUCAAACUCUGACAACAUCACGCGAUAUCCUUCAAAAAAGCUACGAAAGUACAAGUUUGGCGGCAGAACUUUCUAGAAAAGCUCACUUAAACAAUGCAGAAAAGAUGCAUGAUACUUUGAUGCUUGCCAAGAAGUGGCAGUCAAAAGCUCAACCAAAACUUGUGGUAGUAACUAAUGCAUCUUUUGACAUUGAGAAAGACUCUGAUAUUUCGAGUGUCCCAGUAGAAGUCACAACAUUCGCGGAGGGAGUUGUAAAGAAGUUCAAUAUCACGCUGAAAUCAAAGUUUUCCAAGUCUUUUCUGCAUAAUGCAUCACGAACGAUUGCAUCAUCUUACUAUGGCAAGAUUUCUGCAGCUCUGCGUGAUGAGUACAAAAUGGAGAUCCAAGAUAAGAUAGAAAGCCAAGAAGGAGAUAAAAACCAAGGUCUUGAUGGUUUGAUAAAGUUGAAAAGAAAGUGUUCUUUAUCUGUGAAUUAUGAACGUGGUCUAAGCGAGGUGAUGAAGUCACUUUACAAUGUUACUCAAAGAAUACUUACAGCAUUAACAGAUGUAACAAAAGUACCUAGUAAUGGAGCAAGUAAUGACAAGGAGCUGUCUUACGACAGUGACACAGCAAACAAGCUCGGCUUAACAAGCCAAGACAUCAAUGCUGCAAAGGGAAAUAUCAUAAAACAACAAGAAAUUGUCCAGGCAAUCUCCAUUCUGCAGCUAAUAAAUGCAUCUACUGUUAGUACCCUGCAAGAAGUUGGUGGUCUUGUAUUUAUGGAUUGGUCUGCCGUGAUGGAAAAGCUCUUUCAUAAUUCGGCAACCGAGUGCAAUGGAUUUAUCGACUGCAUGGAAGAUAACUUAGACAACCUGUUUUACCUUUAUGAUAAUGUAACACUUCACAAAGCCUCGUAUCUGAAAUCUCAGAUAGCUGAUAUAAGACAAAGUUUCACAGCAAUACUAAACAGCUUUAAUUUUUCAGCGAACGAAGCUAACGCUAAAUCAAAGAGUACACUUGAUAAACUUCAAGGAGCAAGAGAUUUGGAAACAUAUUGUGCAUCGGGACCUAAUAUGACGAAGCAGCCAAAUGCCAUCAAUGAAAUCAAUGUAGGGAAUCAGCUUACUCUGAAGUGCUUGGCCGUUGGCACUCCAUCUCCUUCUUACCAAUGGAAGAAAGACGGUAUAGUACUCCAAGGUCGAGUAAAGAAUGACCUCUUUUUGGAAAGUCUCAAAAAUGAAGAUAGCGGUAACUACACCUGCGUUGCGUACAAUCAUGUGGCGCUAAUCGAAUCGGCUCCUUCCCUGGUGAUAGUACAUAGCCCACCAAUUAUCACAAAGCAGGCUCCAUCACAACUGAGUGUGACAAUGGACAGUGAUUUUUUCCUAGAAUGCGAGGCAUUGAGCAAAUCCCGUCCAAUAAAAUACCAAUGGUACUUUAAAAAAGGACCGAAUGACGCCUAUGAUCAACUUGCUGGUCAGACGUAUCCUAUUUAUUCUGUUAACAGAGCAAAUAAGCAGCAUCAAGGAAUGUACAAGUGUCAAAUUAGUAAUAUUUAUGGCAGCAUCGAUUCUCAGGAUACAUCUAUAACAGUGUUAGACUUUGGGCUUGUACGACCAGGGGUCAUUUUCGCUGCAAACAUCAGGCUUAGCACAGUCGACCACAAACGUGAAUCUAAACAAGGAUUGUACAGUGUCGAGAGAGGCAUCCAGGAAACAAAUUCCGAAGAAACUGUAAAUACUUUCCUUCGAAAUUGGAUCUGUCCGCUAACCUCGUUAACUUCAGACUGCGUGUCUGGAACUCGCCUCAAACGUUGCUACCCAGAUGUUAACGGCGCUGGACAGAACGCCACGAUUUGCGAGUCGACGUUUGUGGUCCGCAGCACGAACACCGGCUCUUUUAACCUUUCAAAUACACAAGCAGAGCAAAAUGCAGACAAUGUUGAAGAUUCUGUAGAACAACUCAAUAAUGCCGUGACCACUUUACUUAAUGCCACCUCAAAAGAGACACACAGCGUUAAUAUAGGAACGAAGAAGUACGAACUGAUGAAGAAUAGUGUAUCUGCCGUUCGGUUUUUGGGGAUCUGUGGACAAGGAAAGAAGUUGUACGACAAUGAAUACAUGUGCAUCAACUGUCCUCCUGGUACAUUUGGUUCAGAGAACGAAGCAGUCAGUACCUGUACGCCCUGUCCUUUGCAUACCUACCAACCCGGUCAGGGACAGUCAUCUUGUUUACCAUGCCCAUCUGGUUUUACCACCAACAGCACAGGCAGCAGGGAUAUCAGCGAUUGUAAAGUCCAAUAUUCGACUAUUACCCCAUCUCAGCCACGCCCUUCUACCCCAACGAAGUCGCCCAUCACAACAGAAGGGGAGUUGCCUACCAGUGAAGGAUCCACAGAGCCGACUGAACCAGCUAAAAAUAACAGUCACAUUCUUAAUCAGAAAGGCCUACGAAGUGAAGGACUAUCUUGGAAGAUUGCUGUUGGUGUUGCAGUUGGCCUGCUGUGCUUGAUAGUGGUUGUAGUUUUAGGAUAUAUUUAUCUAAAGAAGAAACGAGGUCCUCCAAUCUCGAAGCCAGAAAUCGCCAUCCACGAGGAACACUAUGACACUCAACCGACUGUUUUCGACAAUCCUGUUUUUGAUCAGGAAGAAGAGAAAGACAAGCAAAAAGGAAUAGAAUUGUGUGAAAGUCCAUUAUACAAAUCAUUCGAUGAAAUUCAGGAGGAAGAAUCUUUAUCCCGAAGUAAUCCUUUGUAUUUAGCUUUGACAAGCUCCAGCGAUGCAUAGAGUCUUUUUUACAGUAUUCUACCUAUAUAGGGACGUGGGAGCGUGAUUUUUAUUGGGGAAUGGGAUGGGGGGAAUAAGUUAUAUAGAGCAAUUGUCAG